This is a messenger RNA of Penicillium malachiteum, 606 nucleotides long. RefSeq names its product HIT family protein. Bases 1 to 606 code for a protein of 201 amino acids. The transcript has 2 exons. NCBI's taxonomy places the organism in Eukaryota, Fungi, Ascomycota, Eurotiomycetes, Eurotiales, Aspergillaceae. Gene Ontology annotation, molecular function: catalytic activity. The record is from RefSeq and is a predicted model, not a curated record.
AUGACAACCAACUCCACGGAAAACAUGUCGGCGCUGAAAGGCGUGACCGCGCCAAUACAAUUUGGCUCAUUUAUAGUUACUCAACAAGUCUUCUUUACAACACCCCUCUCCUUCGCCCUGGUAAACCUUAAACCAAUUCUUCCCGGUCAUGUUCUCAUCUCACCCCGACGAGUCGUCCCCCGAGUCUCAGACCUAACACCAGCCGAGACGACCGACCUAUUCCUCCUCGUGCGCCGCGUAGGCCGGAUGGUAGAACGGGUAUAUGGUGCCUCGAGCUUGAAUAUCGCGGUUCAGGAUGGUGUUCAUGCGGGACAGAGUGUGCCACAUGUACAUGCACAUAUUAUCCCGCGGAAAGCGGCGGAUUUGGAUCAUCGGGGUGGGACAGAUGCCGUUUAUGAUAUGCUUGAUGGGGAAGAAGGGGAUAUUGGAAAGGCAUUACGAGAGGAACGGGGUAAAGAGCAGAACACUGAUGAUUUUUCGAGGCCGAAGAGGAGGACAAGAUUCCCUGCUGUGGAUAAUGAGGCGAGGAAACCGAGGAGUAUGGAGGAGAUGAUCGCUGAGGCGGAGAUGUUGGCGAAGGAGAUGGAAGGAGAGCCGCUUGAUUAG